GUCCAGUUCGUGGCUGGAGGAGAUCUCCGCUCCCUCUCCGUGCUGGAUAUUGGCCCGGUUGCGUUUGGGGGUGGAGAAGCCGACAAUUGAACGAUCCGUGGGAGAGAAAAGUGAGGAGCUCUCUAUGUGUGUGACUAUGGGGGACAUCAGUGAUCUGGACCGACAAAUAGAGCAGCUGCGACGCUGUCAGCUCAUCAAGGAAAAUGAAGUCAAAGCUCUGUGCGCCAAAGCCAGAGAGAUCCUGGUUGAAGAAAGCAACGUUCAGAGGGUGGACUCUCCAGUCACAGUGUGUGGAGAUAUUCACGGCCAGUUCUAUGACCUGAAAGAGUUGUUCAGAGUCGGCGGCGAUGUUCCAGAGACAAAUUAUCUCUUCAUGGGGGACUUUGUGGACCGCGGCUUCUACAGCGUGGAGACGUUUCUUCUGCUGCUAGCGCUAAAGGUGCGGUAUCCUGACAGGAUAACCUUAAUCCGAGGAAACCACGAAUCCCGGCAAAUCACGCAGGUCUACGGCUUCUACGACGAGUGCCUACGCAAAUACGGCUCGGUCACCGUGUGGAGAUAUUGCACCGAGAUCUUUGAUUACUUGUCGCUUUCUGCCAUCAUUGAUGGAAAGAUCUUCUGCGUGCACGGCGGUCUGUCGCCCUCCAUCCAAACAUUGGACCAGAUCAGGACCAUUGAUAGGAAACAGGAAGUUCCUCACGAUGGGCCCAUGUGUGACCUCCUGUGGUCCGACCCCGAAGAUACCACAGGGUGGGGGGUGAGCCCCAGAGGCGCCGGAUACUUGUUCGGGAGCGACGUGGUGGCCCAGUUCAACGCCGCCAACGACAUCCACAUGAUAUGCCGCGCCCACCAGCUGGUCAUGGAGGGCUACAAGUGGCACUUCAACGAGACGGUGCUCACGGUGUGGUCGGCACCCAACUACUGCUACAGAUGCGGGAAUGUGGCAGCCAUCUUGGAGCUGGACGAGCAUUUACAACGAGAGUUCAUCAUAUUCGAGGCAGCGCCGCAGGAGACCAGAGGCAUCCCCUCCAAGAAGCCCGUCGCCGACUAUUUUCUGUAAAGCCUUUCGACGCGUGGAGCUCCGGUUCCUUUUUUCCAUCCCGCUGCCGGACCAUCCUGAACUCACAGAAACCCGCCCCGUCCUGCAGCUCUGCUCAGCUUCAGCCGGAAGAGCGGGAUUUUUUGCCCGACUGCCCGAGCCUGACGGAGCAGUCGCAGCGACAGGUGGAAAGGCGUGGCGGAUACUGGGCCCAUGACUGUUGUCACCUCUGCUGGGCUGUUUGAGGGUCGCUCUGAACGCCUUCAUCCAGCCCGUUUCCCCUCAAUCUGUAGAUAAACAUCCCUCUGUCCAACUUCACUCUUUUUCUAGUGUUCCUUUUAUUUUUAUGACAAAUAUCGUCAUUUAGUUUUAGAAUUUUUUUUUUUUUUUGGGGAUGGAGCAACAUUUUUUUUUGUCCUUUUCAGAAAUAUGCAGCUGUAGGAGAUUUUACAAUUUUUAUCAGUUAAGGAAUUCCUUCUCUAGUUUGUCUUUAACUGUUGCUGUCAGAAGGAAACACUCAACAUGUUCUCAUGUUUUUCUCCUGUUUGUCAUCAGUCACCGUUUAACAUUCAGCGCUGCUGCAGCUUUGCAGCUAAAACGCCACAUGUGUGUAACUAACUAGAGAAAAGUCACAUUUUUCCCUCUUUAAUUCAUUUUAAUCUCUGGAUUGCUCUAGCUCUGUCGAUUUUGAUAUUGUGGAAAUAAAAGUUUUUGUAUCAA
Messenger RNA from Cyprinodon variegatus (sheepshead minnow), 1759 nucleotides. RefSeq names its product protein phosphatase 4 catalytic subunit (gene ppp4c). Gene Ontology annotation, molecular function: protein serine/threonine phosphatase activity. The transcript is spliced from 8 exons. Lineage: Eukaryota; Metazoa; Chordata; Actinopteri; Cyprinodontiformes; Cyprinodontidae. Gene Ontology annotation, biological process: double-strand break repair via homologous recombination; peptidyl-serine dephosphorylation. The coding region runs from base 125 to 1060 and encodes 311 amino acids. The record is from RefSeq and is a predicted model, not a curated record. Gene Ontology annotation, cellular component: cytoplasm; nucleus.